AUGGCUUCCAAAGUCACGCGGCUGCUCCUACUGCUCAGCUUCGUGGCCAAUCCUGAAGUCCUGGGUGAUAUCAUCAUGAGACCCAGCUUUGCCAAUGGAUGGUUUCACUACAGAUCCAAUUGCUAUGAAUACUUCCGGAAGCUGAGGAACUGGUCUGAUGCUGAGCUCGAGUGUCAGUCUUAUGAAAAUGGAGCCCUUAUGAAAAUGGCAUCUAUCCUGAAUUUAAAGGAAGCCAGCGUCAUAGCUGAGUAUAUAAGUGGCUAUCAGAGAAACCAGCCUGUAUGGAUUGGCCUGCAUGACCUGCAGAAGAGGCAGCAGUGGCAGUGGAUGGACGGGGCCUCGCACCUGCACAGACCCUGGUCUGGCCAGGCCGCAAGUGAGAGCAAGCACUGUGCAGAGCUGAGCUCCGGAACCAACUUUUUAACUUGGAACAACAAUGACUGCAGCAAGCGCCAGCACUUCCUGUGCAAGUACCGACCAUAGUGCAAGAGUCAAGACUGCUGCCCCCUGAACAGCUCGUUUCCUCCCUCUUCUCUGCCACACCAGCUAAGCUUGAUCAUUGUCUCAGAGGGUGAACCUAGCAACUAAGAGCCACGAGACCCCUAUUGCACUGACUUUUUGGCUAGCUCUAAAUGGUCACCCCACUAUCCCUCUACGUAGUGCUCCGCUGUCUUCUGCUCUCUCCAGUUGUCUCGAGCAGUCUAGGAGAGCGUGACCCCACACCAACCCAUGAAACAGCUGGGGCUUUGGCCAUAAGGAGUUUGAGGACAGGAGGAAGAAACUCAG
Messenger RNA from Lemur catta (Ring-tailed lemur), 786 nucleotides. It is a transcript of the gene REG4, whose product is annotated as regenerating family member 4. Gene Ontology annotation, molecular function: mannan binding; signaling receptor activity. The transcript has 5 exons. NCBI's taxonomy places the organism in Eukaryota, Metazoa, Chordata, Mammalia, Primates, Lemuridae. The record is from RefSeq and is a predicted model, not a curated record. Bases 1 to 483 code for a protein of 160 amino acids.